Messenger RNA from Lycium ferocissimum, 2376 nucleotides. RefSeq names its product receptor-like protein 7. Bases 1 to 2376 code for a protein of 791 amino acids. The transcript is spliced from 4 exons. Lineage: Eukaryota; Viridiplantae; Streptophyta; Magnoliopsida; Solanales; Solanaceae. Gene Ontology annotation, molecular function: protein binding. The record is from RefSeq and is a predicted model, not a curated record.
AUGGCAGCUAAUUCCAUCAAGUGUCUUCAGGAUCAGAAGGUAUUACUCCUGCAGCUCAGGAAUAAUCUUAUUUAUGAUCCUCAGUUAUCCCCCAAUCUGGCAAAGUGGAACGACGCGAUUGACUGUUGUGAAUGGCAGGGUGUCACUUGCAAUAGUGCAGGCCAAGUUAUUGGUCUUGACCUUACCCAUGAGUGGUUCUCGGGCAACAUCAAUGCAUUAGCAAAUCUUAAGUUUCUCUCUGUUAUCCGUCUUGACGACAACAAUUUAUCUGCUUCAAUUCCAGAGUUUUUCGCUGACUUCUCCAAUCUGUCUGCCUUGAGUCUAAGAUCCUGCAACUUGAUAGGACAAGUACCCAAGAAGAUAUUCCAGGUACCAACUUUGCAGACUAUAGAUUUAUCAGACAAUUUUAAGCUCGGGGGUACUUUACCUGACUUUCCUUCAAAUGGAUCUCUAAGGAGUCUGUUUCUUAGCUAUACAGAUUUCUCGGGAAAUUUACUCAAGUCCAUUGGGAACCUUAGGAUGUUAUGCGAUGUUUCGUUUUAUUCUUGCAAUUUUACAGGUCCAAUACCAUCUUCUAUUGAAAAUCUUACCCAUCUUGUUUCUGUGGAUUUCUCACUCAAUAGUUUCACUGAUGAGAUAAUAUCGUCUAACUGGUAUGGCCUAGAGAAUCUUGAAACACUUGACUGCAGUGAGAAUUCACUUUCUGGGGUCAUUCCACCAUCAUUCUUUUUCCUACCAUCACUGAUGGAUUUACGUCUAAAUGACAACAACUUUUAUGGCCAAAUAACAGAAUUACAGAAUUUGCAUAAGUUCACAAAACUUACGAAGCUUGCCAAUCUUGAUCUAUCCCACAACAGAUUAUCAGUUGACACAGAUAUAAGUCAGUUAGAUAUUGCCUUGCUCCCUCAGUUAUUUGUCUUAAGGUUGGCAUCUUGCAAUUUGCGGAAUAUUUCUUUCCUUAAGAAUCAAACGGGGUUGGCUUCAUUAGAUCUAUCAAACAACAAUAUCAGAGAUUAUAGAUUUGGCUUUCUAAAUUCCUUGGAUCUACAUGCAAACCUGCUUACUGGGGAAGUUUCAUUACCACCACCUACAGCACUAUAUGUGGACUUGUCUAGAAAUAAACUUUAUGGUUUUAUCUCACCUGAUUUCAGUAAUUACCUCUCAAAUUCCUGGUUCUUCUCAGUUGCAAACAACAAAAUCAGCGGUACUAUCCCUUCUUCAAUAUGCAAUGCGACCGAUCUUGAAUUACUCGACUUGUCCAGCAAUAACUUGAAUGGCAGUAUACCAGCAUGCUUAGCUGAACAAAGCCUGACAGUACUUCACCUUGGUGGAAACAAUCUCAGGGGCAAUAUGCCUGGAAACUUUACAGAGUAUUGUCGCUUGGAAAUGAUAGACCUAAGCCAUAAUCACUUGGAAGGGAAGAUUCCUCAGUCGUUAUCCAAUUGCAGCAAUCUAAAGGCGUUAAAUGUGGGGAGCAACAAGAUAAGUGAUACCUUUCCCUGCUGGCUGAGAAGGUUAUCCUAUCUCCAUGUACUCAUGUUACGCUUCAAUAAUUUCCAUGGCAGCAUUGAUUGCUCUAGGGUCAAUUACACCUGGCCUGCUCUCCAAAUCAUUGACCUAGCUUCCAAUAAUUUUAGUGGCGUCCUGCCAAGAAACUUAUUCUUGGAGCUGGAAGCUAUGAAGGUUGAUUCAGCACAGUCGCGUGUUGAUCACCUGUAUGCUGCCAAUAGAAUUUUUUUUGGAGAUGAUUCAAGAGCACACGUAGACAUUUACUAUCAGGACACAGUAACUAGUACUUUUAAGGGACAAGAAAUGUCUGUGCCAAAGAUUUGGUUUAACUUCAACUCAAUUGACUUUUCGAACAACGGUUUUGUUGGAGGAAUACCUGAAACAGUCGGAGAACUAAAAUCACUUUACCUUCUAAACUUGUCUCACAAUGCUCUCACUGGACAAAUCCCACCUGCAAUUGGAAAUUUGAAGGAAUUGGGAUCACCUGACCUGUCAUUCAACAAGUUAGAAGGGUGUAUACCCGAGAGGCUUUCAGGGAUACCACAUCUUUCCUUCUUAAAUUUAUCAUACAGUGAACUUGUCGGAAUGAUCCCUCGAGGAAACCAACUUCAAACCUUUGACGAUAAUUCAUUUAUGGGAAACAAGGGAUUGUGCGGCUUCCCAAUUAACAAAGCUUGCAAUAAUGACAGAGAAGAAGCACCUCUGCAGCUAGCAUCUGAAGAUGAGCAACUCUUUAGCAGGGCCGACAUCUAUGGAGGCGCUGCAGUAGGCUUUGCAGUGGGUAUGGCAAUCAUAUUUCUACCGCUCUUAGUUUCUAGAGGAUGGAGAGAAUGUUAUGACAAGCUGCUUCAUGGACUAAUUCUCUAG